AUGAAGUCCUUCGCAGCAAUCACUCUUCUCUGCGCUGCGCUCGCUGAGGUUGCUCACGGUCACUACAUCUUCCAGUACCUCACAGCGAAUGGUGUCAAGGGUGCCCAGUACCAGAACAUCCGCAGGAACACAAACAACAACUCGCCCGUCACCGAUCUCGCAUCCACCGAUCUGCGCUGCAAUGUAGGUGGUGGAAGCGGAGCUUCGACGACCACAGUUUCAGUUGCUGCCGGUUCUUCGGUCACUUUCACCGCAGACCAAGCCGUAUACCACCAGGGACCUGUUUCCUUCUACUUGACCAAGGUUGCCAGCGCAGCUGCCGCUGAUGGCUCGUCCGACUGGGUUAAGAUCAAGGAGAUUGGGCCCACAUUUUCUGGUGGCCAGAGCACAUGGGACCUGAAGGACAACUACUCCGUCACAAUUCCCACUUGUGUCGCUGCUGGCGAGUACUUACUCCGCAUCGAGCAGCUCGCUAUCCACAACCCCGGCUCCCCACCCCAGUUCUAUAUCUCUUGUGCUCAGAUCAAGGUCACUGGUGGUGGCUCAAAGACUCUUACCCCUACAACUAAGAUCCCUGGACACGUCAAGGCAACUGACCCCGGCUUUACUGCGAACAUUUACAGCGGCUUCACAAGCUACGCUGUUCCCGGACCGAAGGUUGCGACCUGCUAG
Ascochyta rabiei is the source of this 672-nucleotide messenger RNA. RefSeq lists its product as uncharacterized. The transcript has 4 exons. The record is from RefSeq and is a predicted model, not a curated record. NCBI's taxonomy places the organism in Eukaryota, Fungi, Ascomycota, Dothideomycetes, Pleosporales, Didymellaceae. Bases 1 to 672 code for a protein of 223 amino acids.